GUCGGGGGGCACCGGAGGUUGGUGCACUGCUGGUUCUCGCUAUCUAUCUAUAACCGUAGAAGGGGAGGGGAAGGAGGGUGCCGACCGGGGGGAUGGGGCGGCCGCCGUGCUGCGACAAGGCGAACGUGAAGAAGGGGCCGUGGACGGCGGAGGAGGACGCCAAGCUGCUGGCCUACACCUCCAACCAUGGCACCGGCAACUGGACCUCUGUUCCCCAGAGGGCAGGGCUGAAGCGGUGCGGGAAGAGCUGCAGGCUGAGGUACACCAACUACCUGAGGCCCAACCUCAAGCACGAGAACUUCACGCAGGAGGAGGAAGAGCUCAUCGUCACCCUCCAUGCCAUGCUGGGAAGCAGGUGGUCUCUGAUCGCGAAUCAGCUGCCGGGGCGGACGGACAACGACGUCAAGAACUACUGGAACACCAAGCUGAGCAAGAAGCUGCGGCAGCGGGGCAUCGACCCCAUCACCCACCGCCCCAUCGCCGACCUCAUGCAGAGCAUCGGCACCCUCUCCAUCCGCCCGCCGCCCAGCGCCGCGGGUGCCUCCUCCUCAUCCUACCUCCCCGUGAACCCAGCGGCGGCGCCGGGGCUCCAGCUGCUGCACGACGACAUGCCCUACCACGCAGCCCUGAACCACCACCAGCAGCAGCAGGUCAUCACGCUGCUCGAUGCCGACGCACCAGGCGCGGCGGCAUCCCCGGACCACCAGCUCAAGUGGAGCGACUUCCUCGACGCCGCCGCCCUCGAGGCGGCGCCGCAGGUCGUCCUCGGUCAGUACCACGAGGCUGCGGUCGCUGGUGGCGGAGCACACGCGUACGGUGACACUGACAGUACUGCGGCCAAUGGCGUCGGCGGGGACGGGGAGGAUAGCGCAGCGUCAGCGUUCAUCGACGCGAUGCUGGACAGUGACAAGGAGAUGGGCGUGGACCAGCUCAUCGCCGACCUGCUCGCCGACCCGGCAUAUUACUAUGGCGGAAGCUCUUCCUCUUCGAAGUCGGAGCUGGGGUGGGGCUGUUGAUCAUUUUAACUAGAGGCUACAUAUCUUACAUUGGGACGGUAUUUAAGCAUAUUUAGGGCAUCGCAUUUUCGUUUGAACUUGUUAUUGGUACUCCCCGACCCCGAUGAUGAGCUGAUUAAUCGUGCGUUUUUGUUUUUUAAGAAAAUAAUUAAGCGUGAGCUGAUUUGAUGUUUUUGUGGC
Molecule: messenger RNA, 1196 nt
Organism: Hordeum vulgare subsp. vulgare (domesticated barley)
Lineage: Eukaryota; Viridiplantae; Streptophyta; Magnoliopsida; Poales; Poaceae
Product: myb-related protein Zm38-like
Exons: 3
Coding region: 93-1016 (307 amino acids)
Source: RefSeq, a predicted model, not a curated record